AAUUGUAACUUGCCCGAGUAAAGGGAUUUCCCAACAACGUAAUCGGAAAAGAAAGGAUGAGAAAACGCCAUUUUGGUGGACCUCCGCUAAAUCGAAGCGCCGCUAAUCAAGACACGGCGAAAUGGAAAGGAAAUGGCGGCCGGUUUUUCUGCAUUUAAUAACAUGCUUACGUAAUGGUUAGGGCAGCGUUUUACUCAACCGUAUGCAGUAGAACCGUACCGGUAUCCUCGGUCUACGGUGCUUUUCUUGUGCUGCCGACUUUGCCCCUCCUAGCGUAGCGACGCCGUAGGCACGGAUCUCCGAAAUGGGCGUGUCCUAUCUACCUACACAUCAUAUCUGUGCCAUUCUUUGACCUUCGUCGCCCGUCCAACCAGCUGCGUGGUGACUGCUUGACCCCGGCCGCUGUUUACACGUUAGCGUCCCGCCAUGUCUCACCAACGGUGCCGGCGAACGCCCGUGUCCGACACCGACCUCCGACCCGGUCUCGGCCCCCGCGGCCUUUCGGAGCGCCGCGGCUUCUACGGGUCCAGAUCGGUGUCUGGAAUGUCGUCCUCUCCCCUUGGCUCUGGCGCGACGGACAACGCGCUGAGCAUCUUAAGCAGCUGCGGUCUGGAGCCCGCCGACUUGGCGCUCCUCGCCGAGCUUCCCGAGGACGCCCUCACCGAGGAGUCGCUGCCGCACCUGGUCCGUCAGAUUAAAUCCAAUAGAGGAGCGCUUAAACCUCCCAGCUCGCCAAAGCCUCCCGCCGGCCGCCGGCAUCAGUACCCCGCUCGGUCGGUUCAGUACCCGCUCGACCACACAAAGCCCACACCUCUUCCCGCAGGGCCGGCUCACGACCGGAAAGAUCGUUGGCAACAUUCCAGGAGCCGUGCUUCUGUCUCCCAAACCCGUGCCACCAGGAGAGACCCCCCAUCGCGGUCGUCGUCAUCCAGAUACUCUGUGUACGCCAGGCCUGUCUUCUCUGGGCAGGACCGUAGACCUGGGAGAGCAGCAGCAACUAUUCCUUCCCUCUUUUCCCCGCCCGGCCUGGCCGACAGGUCCUUUGCGCCUGCGGCAGAGAGCCGACGGAGAUCCGAGUCGGAACGAGGUCAGCCCGACGCCUCUGCCGGCCAGACUCUCAGCCAACCUGCCGGCGCCACAGCGCCGUCCGAACGGGAAGUGCACGAUUUCCACGGCACAGAACCUCGGACGUACCCGACCUCGUGUUCUCUGUGUAAUGCCUGUGUAAUUUCAGCGAAGAACUGGACGGAACACAUCAACGGCGCCCGGCAUGCCGACGGACAACUUGGCCUGCUGCAGCGCUUUCCCGCCUGGGACUGCCGCAAGGAGAGCCUCAACAGAACUAACCGGCAGUCAGAGAAGAGGAGGGAAGACCGACGCACUCUGCGGUCACCGCAGUCGACCAGUGGGAGCAGGAAGUCGCAGGUUGGUAAGAGCGCGGAGAAGAAGGUUGCUCAGAGAAGCGAAGUGGUGUGUGUCAAGUUCCCCGCUCGGUCGGUGGACGAGUCGUACCUGCGGAAACUGGCAGACCCCUUCGGAACCGUCUCCGGGAUCCUCACCUUUCCAUCGCUAAGCUCUUGCGUGAUCAGCUUCACGCCGCCUGCGCAAUCAGACGACGACAAGUCCGACCUGCUCAAUGUUGUCAAACGCUUUGGUCUGCCUGUGUACACACUUUUCCAAAAGUCCAAGGCAUACGUAGAGAUGGGAAAUCUGGAAGAUGCUAAAAAGUUGGUUGAUUAUUAUUCCUCCAACAUCCUGAGGAUCAACGACAAAGUCCUCCUGGUUUCCUUUGCUCCAGAAACCUCUAGUCUCGGAACCUGUGCAUUAGCUCAACGCUACCAAGAAGAAUCACUCAAGAGGAUGAGCAGCAGGGAUGAUGAUCACACACCAAACGAGUCCAAGAAGAGGAGGGGAGAAGACCAUAGGUCCAAGUUCCAAGACAGGAAGUCCAAGUCCAAGUCCAGGUCCAGAGACAGGAAGGCCACUUCUAAUUCCCGAGAAAGGAUGACUAGGUCUAAGUCCAGAGACAGGAAGGCAAAGUCUAAUUCCCGAGAAAAGAAGACGCGGUGCAAGUCCCGAGACAAAAGGGCAAGGUCCAAUUCCAGAGACAGGAAGGCAAGGUCCCGGUCCCGGUCCCGAGAGAAAUCUAGCAGUUCCAGUGCCAAGAUGCCAGAAGCAGAGAAGCCCGAGACGACCGGAUCCAGUUGCGGUUCUGCUGGGGCGCCACUGAAACCCUCAGAAGUUGACGGUGUUGACCGAGAACAGAGCUACAUGGACGCGGCGGACUCCAAGGAAGACGACAGCGACAUCGAGGGAAUGGAGGUGCUGGGCGAGGACGGCGAGGACAAUUUGGAAACUCCGGAGGAAGCCUCACCUAAACCACGAGGUGAAGAAAAGGAGGAAGACUGCGAGGCCGAUGGUGGUGGCAAGUGUGACAAAGAACGACAUUGCACCCGCAGCCAAGCAGAGGAAGCGGAGAAUUUCAUCAUGCUGGAUGAAGUGGGACAGGAGCAGAGCAGUGAUGAAGGUGAAAACUACAAUGAAGACGACCGGCAUCUGUCUCGAGUUGUGUACUUCAAAGACCUUCCGCUGUCCUACUGCAAUGGCGCAGACUUCGUCAAGCUGACCGAAGGCCUCGGGAGGCCGGUGCGCUACCAUCUGCUGCGCGGCCUACAGAAGGGUUUCCUGGAGAUGUCACGCUGCUCGGAGGCCAUAAGAGUCAUCAAUCACCUCAACGUUUACUUCAAGAACACACAAACCGCCGUGCUGAUCUCCAACAAAUAUCGACGCCUCGUCAACGGCUGCGCGGUUCACUUGGACGAACGUGAGACAGAAGAGCGCCAAAGUGGAAGGAGCUCGCGGAGCAACCGGCAUGACGAAUCCAGGAUUGAAGAAAAAGACCAGUCCAAAACUGGAAGGAAGGAUUCAUCCAGAUCAGCCCAGGAGAAAGAAGAAAGCGCUCCAAAGACUCCAGAAAGAGAAGAUUCAAUCAAAAAGACACAGGAUAAGAAAUCCACAUCCAGGAACUCUUCAGAUAUUUUGUCAGUGUCCAAGUCGAACUGUAGGAAGACUCAGGACAUUGAAUCAAAAUCCAGAAAGAAUCCCGAGAUCAAAUCUGAUAAGACUUUGGACAUCAGGUCAGAAGGCAGGAACACUUCAGUGAGUAAGCCAGAGGGCGAGAAGGCUCUGGAAAUCAAGUCAGACAAUGAAAAGACAGUUGAGAAUAAACAGGAAGGUGGGAAGACGCUACAGACAGUAUCAGAAAGUGGGAAUACUCUUGAGAAUAAACCAGAAGGUGGGAAGACUCCUGAGAUCAAGUUAGAGUCUGAUACGACUUUGGACAUGAGGUCAGAAGGCAGGAAGACUGCACAGAGUAAGUCAAAGGGCAGGAAGGCUCUGGAUAUCAAGUCAGAUAAUGAAAAGAAGCUUGAGAACAAACUAGAGGGUAGGAAGACCCCAGAGACCGCUUCAGAAGGGGGGAACAAUCGCAAUGUCAAAUCAAAAGACAUGAAGACUGCAGAGAACAAAUCCGAUGGUGGGAAGACUCUUGACAAUAAACCAGAAGGUGAGAAGACCCCAGAGAUUGAAUCAAAAUCCAUAAAGACUCCUGAGAUCAAACUUAAGUCUGAGAAGACUUUGGACAUGAGGGCAGAAGGCAGAAAGACUGCACAGAGAAAGUCAGAGAGCGGGAACGCUCUGGAUAUCAAGUCAGACGAUGAAAAGACGCUUGAGAAUAAACUAGAGGGUGGGAAGACUGCAGAGAUCGCUUCAGGUGGUGGGAACACUCACAAAGUGAAAUUAAAAGACAGGAAGACUCCAGAUAAUAAAUCAGAAUGUGGGAAGAUUCUGAAGAUCGAGUCAAGCAAUGGGACGACUCUGGAAGCAGCAUCGGAAGGACGAAAGACUUUGGAGGAUAAGUCAGAAGGCAGGAAGACUCUGGAGACAGUAUCAGAAAGUGGUAAGACUGAAUCGGAAGGUAGCGACACUUUGGAAAAUGAGUCAGAGGCCAGCAAGACUAGGCAGAGUGAGUCAGAAGACAGGAAGACUCUACAGAAGGAGUCAGAAGCCACAAAGGCUCUCGAAAGUGAGUCCGAAGGCAGGAGCUCUCAGAAGAAAGAGUCAAAAUCUAAAGAGACUUGUAAGGUCAAGUCAGAGGCCGGAAAGACUGUCAAGACACAAGAGAAAUGUGGGGAGAAUCUAGAGAGAGAAGGCGUUUCUUCAAAGGUGUCAGAGGAAACGUCCAGCAAAGAUCCCGAAAGAACCGACUCCAGGCAGGAAGACGAAUUCUGUGAGCCACUGAAGAGAAGAGCAUCUCCUGAGCACACCUCUGUGCCUGGAAAGAUCCGGAAGGAAGAGCAGAGAGGUGAACGGUCCAAUGAGAGUGAGAAGAAUCAGGCGAGUCUGUUUGUUGUGGUCUUUUUUGGUGGCAUCGAUGCAUUUUGACCGUGGUGUUUGCAGGAAGCGGAUGGAACUUCAGGGACCCCCACGACACCCCUCCAGCCCAUCGGAACAGAGUUUGUGCGUCCAAUCGUUGGCUACUUCUGCAACUUAUGUCAGCUGAUCUACGCUGACGAGGACGAAGCCAAAGUGCAGCACUGCAGCAGCCGCCAGCACCACUUCAAGUUUCAGGUGAGCGUGUAGAACAAAGAUCAGGUCAAAUUGAGAUUGGUUGCUGCACUUCAUUUCAUUUCAGGAGAAGAUGAAAAUGGCGACCUGAGAGAAUGCAUUCGUCACGUUGUCAACUUUUGACUUUACCAAUAAAUUGAUGUGACUUCAAGAAA
Molecule: messenger RNA, 4781 nt
Organism: Phyllopteryx taeniolatus (common seadragon)
Lineage: Eukaryota; Metazoa; Chordata; Actinopteri; Syngnathiformes; Syngnathidae
Exons: 19
Coding region: 427-4443 (1338 amino acids)
Molecular function (GO): nucleic acid binding
Source: RefSeq, a predicted model, not a curated record